Diaporthe citri is the source of this 4119-nucleotide messenger RNA. RefSeq lists its product as uncharacterized. The record is from RefSeq and is a predicted model, not a curated record. Lineage: Eukaryota; Fungi; Ascomycota; Sordariomycetes; Diaporthales; Diaporthaceae. The transcript has 3 exons. Gene Ontology annotation, cellular component: nucleolus. Gene Ontology annotation, biological process: ribosome biogenesis. Bases 1 to 4119 code for a protein of 1372 amino acids.
AUGGCGUCAGAAAUGAAGGUUUCCGCGCAGUCUCCGGACGCCCUCAUCAAAGCCUCGAGAAUCCUCGACCAGAGCAGCGCCGAGUCCGUUCCCGACACACUCUCGAACCUGUGGCACCUCCUUUCGAGCUCACCAGUUGGCACAUACUACGCCGCGGAGCAGCUCAUACUACGAUGGCUUCUCAAAAACAUGAACGGGUCGUCUGCCUCGGCAGAGCAGUUCCGGCGGUAUCCCAUGGCCUGGAACGUGGUGGCCUGCGUCUUCACCAGAAUACCUCUCUUCGCUCUCCCCAAAUCUCUCGCCGACCGGCGAUUCGUUCAUAUCCUCGAGCAGACCCUCAAGGAACUAUCGAACCCGCAGAACGAGGACGUUGCAUCUUCGGACGUGGAGAUGGCCGAUGGCUCAAGUUCUCCUCCCAAAGGGGAAUCAAAAAAGAGGAAGAGAUCUCCUGAAAUAAAAUUUGACCUCGCAAGUCUUAGGACUUCUUAUGGCUGCUUGAGGACGGCAGACAGUCUGUUCGUUGCCCUCGAGAAGCUCCUGGCCCGGCUCAAGGAAGUGCCAGUCGAUGCACCUUCCAAUGUCCGAAUGGGGGCUGAACACGUCAAAUCGCUAUUUUCUUCGCCCGCCAAAGAAGCUGUCAAAAUCCUCCGGCCAAUUCUAUCUAUCUGCGACCACGCCCUGAACGAGCAGGAAUCAGAAUCAGCCGAGAAUCGACCCUCGUGGAUCACCAUCUUCAGCGGCCUGUGGGAUCUUCAUCUCCAGAGUAGCAGCGAUCCUGUCGAUGUGGCUCUUUCUCUCUAUCCCACGGGCUUCAUAAUCUUGGCCAAGAUGGACCGUUCGAAAGACCUCGUUGUGGACCCUCGCGUCAAGUGGAGCUGGAGGCAAGCUCUCCGACGUUUCUUUAUCAAGAACAUGAUCCUUCCUGCGAGAGCGGCGUUUCUGAAUCGGAAAGACGUGGGUAUCAUACAAGAAGCUGUGAACAUGACCAGUUCCCUGCCGACGGCUUCAUCCCCUGUGCUGUUCAGCCUCGCUGUCUCGCCUUCCGGGACAGCGGAUGAUGCAAGUGGUCGAAAGGAUCGCGAGGACUGGACUCAAAAGGUCUUUGAAAUCAUCGAGGAGGCCAUGCGUACUGCGGAAACUACCAAGCGGAACGAUGCCAUGCAAAUCGUGCUCGACGCGGCCCUGCAGAGCAAGGCUAGCAUCUCCCUAGGUAGCCUCCGCGAAGUCUGCAGGCAGUACACAACAGAGAGUGGCGCAAUUGAUCUAAGUCUCGUGUCUAGAGUGGCGGAUAUCGACGUUGAUGUCUUCAUGAUUUCUGCUGAGGGACAAUCUUUGCUCGACAACACCAUUGGGCAGAUCACAAAUAUGCAUGACGCGGAACUGGAUGCAUCUACUGAGACUGACCUGGUCAAGUUUAUUGUGUCGUUGGCAGAAGGCUCUGCAAAAGCCCGCAAUCUUCCGUGGUUCAUAAGGAAAUGGACCGAGGUCCUGUCGGACAGUUUGGCCAAAGACGAGGACUUCACCUCCGUCAAGGGAAUAUGGUCCAGCGAGCAAAUCGUUCAGGCAGUUGCAAAUCUCCUGCAACCAUCCAUCAACACAUCCCAAUUAACCACGCUCCUCGAGUGGCUGGAGGGUCGCGAGGACUCUUGCAAGAAGGGUUCUCUUCUUGUUGUCAUUGACGCCCUCACCAGGGGCGUGACAGACGAAGAAUUUGUGGACAGUGUCGGAACUCGACUGUUUGACCUCGCUUCCAAAGUUAAACUGAAACACCUCGACGGAUCAAUGCGGGCACGAUGGUGGCGGAUCGUUGAAAGAACGGUCUCGCAGUCAGAAUCAGAGACCGUCAGUGCUCUCUGGAAGAAAGUCGAAUCAGACUUGAAGAAAGCGCUGAAGAAAGAGGACCUGGCAGACCCUGCAGCACUCGCAGCUUUCCGUUGCUGCACAGCAUUCUGGCUGGCAAAUUACCCUAAGGCUGCUGUUGAGUCCGAGACGUCUGCGAUAACCUGGACCUUCCUGAAGAGGCUGCAGAAGGACGAGCAGAAAGUAACGUCGGCAGACAGCUCCAGGUUAUCCUUCUACGAUUCGCGCCGCUUGGUCGAUAUCGCUGCCUACUCAGACUUUAGCAGCGAGUUCCUCGCAGGGCUGCUUGCGUACGUAGACAAGGCGGAACCGUCAAACAGCUCAGUCAGGUCUUUGUUGUUGAAUGAGGCCAGUUUGGGUAACCACAAGUACCUCGGUGCCCUUGUCAGCCAUGCCAUUGGCACGCUUGCACGAGAAGCAGGCGACAAAUCAAAACUCACCAAGCGACAAGUGAACACGGCCAUCCGCAUCUUGCUUGAUUUGCCGUCAGAGGCGCUCAAUCGUGAACAGCGGGAAAAGAUCAUACCAGCGCUACUGCAAUUGGCGAACUUGGGAGAAGCUGAUGCCGAUUCGGAAAUGACAAGAAGCCUCGUAUCCUUGAUGAUCAAAAUCAUGAAGAGCCCAACUUUCUACGAUGGCAUGAAAUUUGCCGAUCUUGUCACACUGGGACAGACCAUCGAGACUGGCAUCAAAUCCAGCAGUGCGAGUGUUCUGGCCACCGAGGACGCUUACACGCUUCUGAAGUUGUUUGAGGCUCUCGCAUCAGUCACCCUCAAACAAAUGACGUCGUCUUGGGAGAAGCGAGACCGAAUCUAUUUUUCGGAGGCUUCCCGCGUCGUGUCAGGCUGGCCUGUGGAGGCUACUAAAGAUGAGGCUCAUCGUUACGUCCUACUGAGAGCGCUGGUCAGCGCCUUCAAGACCCCCCAGGCCAAGCGGCAAGCGCAGACUGUGGUCGAUCCGGCUCAACUCAAGGAGAAAUUGUCCGUGAUGCUCGCAAACUUCCUGGUUUCUAGCGACUUGUAUGACCUCCACGAUGACACAAGGCCGCUGGGACAAGGGAUUUCGACAAGCUUCAGCUGUGUGCUCAUGGAUCAGCUCGAUGUUUUGGACGUGGCUGCUGUUCGGGAUAGCUUUCUACCAUCGAAGGGAAAGCUUGAAAGCCUCAGUGACGAGCUUUGCAGCAAGGGGUUUAAAUCCGGCUGGCGGGUCAAAGAGUUGCUCUUUAAGUCUUUUGGUAAAGACGUCGAGGACCCACUUCACAUAUGUGACGACUUUGCGAUUUGGAAGCCACACGCCGAUAGCUCGGUGCCACGUCUACUGCUCGCCGGUCCACAUGACAUUACCCGGUACGUGGAUGUUGUGCUUAUCUACAUGUAUGACGAGGCAAGAGCUAGCUACGCACGGGCAAUGGGUCAGAAGCUGCGCGAUGGCGAUGCUAUCACUGGCAAUAUCAUCGCCAUACAUCGGCUUCUACAGGCAGAGAACAAAUCCUCACUUGGAACUUUUACGGACCUGAUAGACUGGACCGAAGUCCAACAUGUGCUCACGAAACGACUACCUAAAGCAAGAAAUUGGGCCGAGUUCGCAGUCAUUGCCAAGACAGUAGAAAUGGUCCUCGACAAGAAACCCAUGAAGCAAUGGAAUAUCGAGGUCACGCUGAGCACCGUAUCCACGAUCUGCUCCACCGGGCCAACGAUGACAGAAGACGCCCACGCCUCCGAGAAGGCUUACCCCUGGCUCUGCAGCCUCGUCGAAGUCAUCAUCAAGCGACACCGCCACCGACUCGAAGGACAUUUCCACCUGCUCAUCACAGCCCUCCAGUCCCUACUCCGCCUCCUCAUCAUCCCCUGGCCGACGACCGCUGCCACCACCAGUACUACCAGCACGACGUCCUCGCCCGACCAGCAGGCCCAAGCCGCCCGCUUCUCCCGCCUCCUGACCCUCACCUGCGAGCCGAGCGUCGCCUCCGUGACGCGUGGCCACGCCCCCGGCGCGCUGGACUCUGCGCCCGACGCGGCCAAGAAGUCGGCCGCCCAGCACAUGUACCUGGUGCUGGUGCUGUACGUGAAGCUGCAGCUGGAGCGCCCCGUGCCGCGGGCGGUGCGCGCCGCCCUCGACCCGGGCGUGUACUCGGUGCUGGACAUCACGACGCCCGAGGGCAGGCGGGUCAUCAACGAGGCCGUCGACGCGAGCGGGCGCGCCAUCUUCCGGGAGAUGUAUAAGCAGUAUGUCAGGUUUGGGAAGUGGAAUGGGGUUUAA